CCCCUCCGCCCCCUGCCAGAGGACUUUAUCAGUCCGCAGACACGGGUGAUCCAGAGCGGUCUCCGUGUGUGCCACAGACGGUAUGACGUGGCCCCUGGUCCCGCUGGUCCUGCUGGGUCUGCUCAGACCCUGCUCCGCUGUGACCCCCUUCACCCAGCAAUGUGACUCAUCCACCGAUGACACCAUUUACAACUACCACGCCAAGACUCUAAAUGGGAGUCACACUGUGAAUUUCAGUGAAUUCAGAGGCAAGGCUGUCCUCUUCAUCAAUGUGGCUACGUACUGAGGAUACACCUACCAGUACGUAGAACUGAAUGCACUACAUGAAGAAAUGAAACCACUUGGACUCACUGUGCUUGGCUUCCCCUGUAACCAGUUUGGAAAACAGGAACCAGGGCAAAGACAUGAGAUCCUGCCGGGUUUAAAGCAUGUCAGACCAGGCAAUGGAUUUGUUCCUAACUUCCUGUUGUUCGAGAAGGGUGACGUGAACGGAAAAGAUGAGCAGAAGGUUUUCACUUUCCUUAAGAGCUCCUGCCCUCCCGUUGGAGACACCCUGGGUGACCCCUCUAGACUGUUCUGGGAGCCAAUGAAGAUCAGCGACAUCAAGUGGAACUUUGAGAAGUUUUUGGUGGGGCCUGAUGGGAAGGCUGUAAAGCGGUGGCACCCAAGUGUCAACAUUUCUGAGAUUCGAUCUGACAUUCACAAAUACCUGAUGCAAAUAUUCACGCAGAGGAUGUUUGAUUAGGAGCAUUGGCGUGACACUCUUCAUCUAAUGGAAUAACUGUAGUGACGUAAACAAGAUUAAUAAAUAGAGCUUAGAGUAGAAAGGUGUUGGUGUCAGUGUAAUGGUAUUUAACAGAUACUGGUGCAUGAAGAUGACAUGUUGAAUGAAGAGGCGGCUUGAAAACAGAACCUCUGUGGUGCCUCCUCUGAGUCUGGGGUCCAAGCCAGCUCUUUAGUGCAUUCAGGCUGCCUUGUAAUCCCACAGAAUCAUGUCAGCUUCCCAACCCAGGACCUGUGAACCAUUCAAGCCUAAAUGUUAAUUACUUCCAAUAAAUCAUGAAGAAACA
Molecule: messenger RNA, 1070 nt
Organism: Sphaeramia orbicularis (orbiculate cardinalfish)
Lineage: Eukaryota; Metazoa; Chordata; Actinopteri; Kurtiformes; Apogonidae
Gene: gpx3
Product: glutathione peroxidase 3
Exons: 5
Biological process (GO): response to oxidative stress
Molecular function (GO): glutathione peroxidase activity
Source: RefSeq, a predicted model, not a curated record